UUCCGGCAACUUUUCCUCCGCGUCUCCCAAACAUGGUGGAUGUCGAGGAGGAUCGGAGCUUGCUGCCGGCUGAGACCGGUGAUGAGGACUUCGUGUCCGGCGGGGAAGCAAGCGGACGAACUGGCACACGGCUGCCCGCCAUCUGCGAUCCGACGCAUGGUUUACAUCGCUUAGUUAUCCUGAUUUUCAUGUGUUUCCUCGGAUUCGGAAGCUAUUUUUGUUAUGACAACCCAGCUGCCCUUCAGACUAAAGUUCUCCAGGAUUUGAACUUGAACACAGCCAAGUUCAUGCAGUUCUAUGCCUGGUACUCAUGGCCCAAUGUUGUCCUCUGCUUUUUUGGAGGAUUCCUCAUCGAUAGAGUCUUUGGCAUCAGACUGGGGACCAUCAUUUUUUCCCUGUUUGUUUGUGGUGGACAGGUCAUAUUUGCUACUGGAGCUUUGGUAAAUCGUAUUUGGUUGAUGGAACUUGGACGUUUUGUAUUUGGAAUUGGAGGGGAGUCCUUGGCUGUGGCUCAGAACACGUAUGCAGUCAACUGGUUUAAAGGAAAGGAGCUCAAUCUAGUGUUUGGUCUUCAGCUAAGCAUGGCGCGCCUGGGCAGCACAGUAAACAUGAACAUUAUGGACUGGGUUUACAGCAAAGUGUCUCUCCUGGUCGGUGCCCCAGGUCACGUUACGCUAGGCUGCUCGCUCAUGUUAGCUGCUGCAACCUGCAUAUUCUCCCUAAUCUGCGCAGUGGUGCUGGCAUUAUUCGACAAAAGAGCAGAGAAAAUCCUUAAGAAGGAGCAGGGAAAAACAGGCGAGGUAAUUCAACUGACUGAUGUGAAAGACUUCCCCUUCCCCCUGUGGAUCAUCUUCAUCAUUUGCGUGAGCUACUAUGUGGCCAUCUUCCCUUUUAUUGGACUGGGACAGGUCUUUUUCAUCGAGAAGUUCGACUUUUCCCCUGCCGAAGCGAGAGCUGUCAACAGCAUCGUUUACAUUAUCUCAGCACCAGCAUCUCCCAUUUUGGGCUUUGUGGUGGACAAGACUGGGAGGAAUGUGAUUUGGGUGAUGUGCGCCGUGUGUACUACUCUUGCCUCUCACAUGAUGCUGGCUUUCACCUUCUGGAACCCGUGGAUUGGCAUGUCUCUGCUGGGGGUAUCCUACUCACUACUGGCAUGCGCACUGUGGCCCAUGGUUGCUUUUGUGGUACCUGAGCACCAGCUGGGAACAGCCUAUGGCUUCAUGCAAUCCAUCCAGAAUUUGGGACUUGCACUCAUCGCCAUGGCAGCAGGAGCCAUCCUCGACACUAAAGGAUACCUCUUUCUGGAAGUCUUUUUUUGUUCCUGCAUCUGCAUUGCAUUGAUGGCAGUGGUUAUGCUUUACUUGGUCGACUAUCUAAGAGGAGGGGAUUUGAACCGGUCAGCUGCAGCCAGAGCCAAACUCUUGAAAGAGGCCACUUCAGAUGCCGAGAACAAGAGACGGCACAGUCAUCUUACAGAGGGCGACCUGGCUAGAUUGUCACCUAUGUCUGCUUUUGGCUUGCGCAACCGCUACCUCUCCAAAUUGGGAACACAGCUGCCAGGACACUAUUCCAGCCAUCUGUCAUCGCUUGCCCACAGGAGCGUUCUGAAGUGAUGCCCUUCAUUCGGCCGUCUGCACACCUCUGGCACUUUCGCGAUGUGACAAGUAUGCAACGACAAUAAGAAAUAUGCGAAAGCCUGUGUUUACCAUCUUUUGAACUUGUAGACAUCACGUUUUUACCCUCAAGCCCUUUUCAGCCUUCACACGGGUGAAUAUUAUUCUGGCUUUGUGGACUUUUUUUUUUUUUCAUCUUGUUUGAUUUCAGUUGAUUUCCCUUUUUCCCCCUUCUUUCUUUUAAAUUUGUAUUACACUGGCAGUGCAAUCCAACGAAACAAAUAUCUUCUUAGAGGCGGGUAUACUACAUUAAAAAGGGAUCCAACUUCUUCAAAUUUCAAUGCUGGCACUGUUUUAUUAUUUUUUUGGUGUAGCAAUUAAUCAAAAACUAAUCGAUUAUCAAAUUAAUUGAGCUACUAUUUUUCUAAUCAAGACUUUUUUUUUUUUUUUUUUUUUUAAUUUUUUCAAAAUCCUCAGAAUUUUAGCCUCAACAAUAAAUAUUUUAUGAUUUCUGUAUCCCUUCAUGAAAUACUGAUUGCGUUUAAUAGGAAAAGCGGCAUGGAAAAUGAAUGAAUGAAUAAAAAAAAAAAAACAUUAUACUUAUACAAUAAUACAACAUGUGGUUUUAUUACGGAAAAGGGAACUUUCGGACAUGUUACAGAAUGAACCAGAAAAUUUAUCUAAUCAGUUUUGUUAGUGCAUUUUCAGCACUGUCAAUGUGAAAUUAUGUUCUGUUCUCUAAUAAAGACAAGGAAUUAAGGAGUGUUCUGAUUCAUUGGUUAAUAAUAAUUAAAAAAAAAAAAAAAAAAGGACAGAUAAUCAAUAAUUACAAUAAUAUUUAGUUGCAGGCCUAGUUUAUUUUACACCACAGUCUUGUGAAGUGUCCAAGCACUUGCCACUACUUAGCACACAUUUGCCACAUUUACAGUCCCUGCACUGGUUUUAUAGGUUGCGUUAAAUUACUUAAGUCCUAUGUGCUAAAUUUAAUGAAUUAGACCUGUUGAAUAUUAAGUAAGACUGCUGAGAUAAAGAAUAAUUAAAACUAAGAGGGGAAAAAAACUUAUAAACACUCUCAGAUCUGUUAUUUUAUUCCUAUACUCAUCAGAAAUGGUGCACAGGAAGAAUCAAUUCCUCUUCCUUAAGAAGUGAUCUACUCUAAUGUAACCCUCAAGAUUAAGUAAUGAACAUUUGCACUGAAAGUUUAAUCAACUUUGUUACUUUUACUUCCUGAAAUAUUCCUUGUCUUUCCCAAGGCCCAAAACUUAAAGUAAAGUAUUACAUCUUUUUAAGAGCCAUGUAAAAGUACAUAAAAGCUGCACUUUUAAGGAAACCUACAAAGUUGCAAUUGGAUCAUGGUCAUUUGUCUUUCCUCUAAAAAAUGUUAGUGCUGCUUCAGAAUCGUUACAGGUGUAUGGGCUUGUUUUAUGCCACUAUUAAAGAUGUUGUCUUGACAAUUAAAAAAAAAAUUAUAAGUGGUACCUGUCCACGUGAUUACCCAAGAAUAAAUGCAUUGACAGGUAAAUUAUGGAGGCAAUAUGUUAUGUUUGAGUGAGAGUGAUAAUGUGCCAAUAAUCUCCCCAGUGCUGAAUCCUGUCCCUGUAAAAGUCAAGCAUCAACUUUUUGUUUUUCAAUUACUUCGCCAAAUAACCCCCCCACACCCCCGACUCCAAAGAAAAUGGAAAAAAGAGAAGCCACAGUAUGAAUGUUUUCCGUUUUUGAUGCACUAACAUUACCGAUGGAGUUUAUUCAGAGCCAGGAAGUGAGGACUCCCACUGCAGGAGGGGCUGUCUCAUUUAUCGGAUCUACCAAUCACUUUGUAUGGUUCCUGUGAACUCCCGAAAAUGCCCCAAAAGACAGCCCAGAACCAGGACCUAAAAGGUUCUCGGCGCUACCAGAUCUUUUAUUGUGGGGCCAUGCAAUUUGCGAGGUUCUAGCAGCUAAACCGUCUUCUUAGGGUUUCUGGCUUUCUGCAGCGGGAAUGGGGUAACUGAUACGUCGCGGAGAUGGAGACUACAAAAGUUCUUCAAUGACUCCAAGCUUUGCUAUUUCACAAUUAUGCAAAAAAAAAAAAAUUCAGUCACUUCACACUGUUCCAAAUUCCGAUGCGUGUUUCAGACCAGAGGCAAGAUUUCGCUAGCACUUCAUGGUUGCUUAGAUUGUAGUGGUAUUUACAAAGUCACCUGAGGAACUAUAGUUACGAUUAUGAUUAGGAGUGGGAAGCUCUUGGUACCUCACGAUACGAUACGGUUUGCGAUACAAAGCUCACGAUAACGAUAUGGCGAUACAACGAUUAUCGAUACGUUGGUCAGGAAAUCAUUCUAUGAUAUUCUGCAAACUACUAAUAAACAGAAAUACAAGCUUCUGCUGUGAAUUAGAAUGUGUUUAUCACUUGUAGACGACCAGUCCAUUUGAACUGGGAGGGUGGCAGCGAAUGAACAAACGUUCAUUCGCUGCCAUCCCUCCCACUUCAAACGGAUUUAACGUCUAUGGCCGUCAUUGGCAGCCAAUGCCAGGCAAUGAGGUAAUUUUGGGCCAUUUAAGGUCAUUUACCGGUUGAUUUUCAGUUACUUCCUGUUGAUUUUGGGGUAUUUAAUGGGUCACCUCCUGUUUAUUUUGAGUUAUAGAACAGGAAGUGACCUGGGAAUGGUAAAUGGUGUUAUACUUGUAUAGCGCUUUUCCACCUUUCAAGGCGCUCAAAGCACUUUACACUACAUCGCCAUCCACCUAUUGGUGACGCAGCACCAGGAGCAAUGUGGAAUUCAGUAUCUUGCUCAAGGAUACUUAGGCGAAUUCAUCAGGGCAGAGAAUUUAACCCAACACCUCUGGAUUGGGGGACAACUACUCUACCACUGAGCCAAACCAUCCCCCGAAUCACUCGAAUCAAUAGGCAGUGACUCAAACUCAACAGGAAAUGACCUGUAAAUGCCCCAAAAUGUACAGCAAGUGACUGUAAAUGCCCUGAAAAUCGGACAAUAACUGUAAAUGCUCUUGUUUCGAAUGAACAAACGUUCCCACUCUAAAUGAUUGGGCGUCGAGCACCAUCAAUGCAGCCUUCUAGUUAACUGAGACACUAUUAUGGUGGAAGAUUUUGGUAGCAACUUGUUGGUUCCCUUUGUUUUUUUUUUUUAAAACACUGACACCUUUUCAAAACGAUAUCUCGAUUCUUGGCAGGAGCAUAUUGAUAACCUUUUGGGAUACAAAGUAUCAAGAUAUAUCACCAUUUCGAUAUAUUGUCACACCCCUAAUUAUGAUGUCCCUGGGGGGGAAUGUUUGUGGCUCAGGAAAAAACAUGAUGUUCGUUUUUACCCGCGUCCAUGGGGGUUUACUUGCGUGUAACGUUCCUGCUGGAAUAUCAAUAAAGCAUUGCAGUUUGGCUCCUUAUUUUGACACAGCACCUUAGACUCCCGUCCUUACUCCGUGCUACAGUAAUGACCCCGACGUCUGUCUUGCUUUUGGAGACUGUGUUUUAUAUCGACUCGAACGACAUGCCAAACGCAACUGUUCUGAUUGCUGGAGUUUUGGGAGUCUGCAGCGGCCCCGUGAUUCGCGCAAGUGAAGGCUUAGUUUGCCCUCAGUGGUAUUACCACGUCGUGCCUGCGCUUGGAGAGUGCUACUGUGGCGAGGGCGGUCAGGUACAUUACCGCGCUGCCAGAGCUGAAUAAGUAUGCUGGGCUUAGGACGUAUCUCCUCAAGACCAUCGGAUUAUCACGAUCCGAGCGGGCUCGACGCCUCCUGGCUAUUGAAGGCUUUGGGGACCGUAAACCGUAAAACACAUGGAGAUGAUGCUGAACCUACUCUGUACUGAGGAGCCGAAUUUGCUGUUCAUUGAACUUUUUCUGCAUCACAUGCCGCCGCACGUUCAAACUCCGCUUGCAAGUAGUACUAUUACGGAGCCAUGUGCCCUGGCAGAGGAAGCUGACUGGUUCUUUCUGGCCACCCACCGUUACGUACACAAAGUGUUGGCCCCGAAGUGCACUUACUCUACUUCAGCUGCUGUACCUCCACCGAGUAAGUCACGUGUUGUAUUGGACGUUCAUG
Corythoichthys intestinalis (scribbled pipefish) is the source of this 5651-nucleotide messenger RNA. RefSeq names its product major facilitator superfamily domain containing 1 (gene mfsd1). Bases 33 to 1613 code for a protein of 526 amino acids. NCBI's taxonomy places the organism in Eukaryota, Metazoa, Chordata, Actinopteri, Syngnathiformes, Syngnathidae. Gene Ontology annotation, biological process: transmembrane transport. The record is from RefSeq and is a predicted model, not a curated record. The transcript has 17 exons. Gene Ontology annotation, molecular function: transmembrane transporter activity. Gene Ontology annotation, cellular component: lysosome.